AUGAGUUUUGAAAGCCCAGAUGGAGAUAGCUAUACAGGUGAUGAUGAAAGAAAAAGGGACUCAAGUCGCAAACGAGAUGGCAAAAAGGAGAAAAAGGAAAAAGGUUAUCAAGUAUUUGAGGAGGAAGAUUCAGAAGAGGAGCAGCUGGUUCUGGCUGAGGAAAUAAAAAGCCCAAGUAAAGCAAAGAAGGAAAGACUGAAACCAACUUUCAAAUUUCCAGUGCCAGUUAGAAAAGAGAAAGGAAAAGAAAAG
Molecule: messenger RNA, 252 nt
Organism: Candidula unifasciata
Lineage: Eukaryota; Metazoa; Mollusca; Gastropoda; Stylommatophora; Geomitridae
Source: the annotation of a GenBank genome assembly